AUGGUCCAACUCGAAAUACUAAAACAACUGGAGCUCCAAGAAGUAUUCUUGUUAAGUCUAUGCUCAGAAAAGAUGAAAAGAGCCGUUCAAUGUCUCAACAUGAAGCCCGCGAACUUGAUGUAUUUCUUUCUGGAAAAUAGAGUUGAAGUAUUUGCUGGAUAUGACAACAAUCCGAUUGAUCAUCAUGUUGCCAACUUGAAGUUUGUUCCUGACCCUAAUGAUGAGAUGAAACCGAUGAAGUUAGGAGGGAACACAAUUAGUUGCAGAUGCGUAAAAGAAGCUCCUGAAAAUGAGUUUUCUCACGCAUUACACACUCUUGGAGUAGACAUAAUUAUAGUGUUGGAAUCUCUACAACGUCAUAUGAAAGACCUGUUUCGAUUCAAGCCUCGUGUUCAACUGGAGUUAGCCUCCCUUCAUUUUAUAAACAUGUAUCGCCUCAUCGAUGACGUCGCAGAUACUUCUUUUGAUGUAGACGAAUUGGAUACCGAAGAACUCGAGAACCAUCUAACUAUUUAUCCAGUCCAGGAUAGUGUUCAUCUGAAGGCGAAGCUUACUGGACCACUGUUGACAAGUGAUUCAAAAUUGUGUUCAAUCAAAGGGUUAGGAUUUCAACGAACACGCGAUGAUGGUGUAAUUGAUCCUUUUAUUUUGAAUGAGACUCAUCAAAACCCACGCCUACACUUUUCGGAAGUUAUUAAUAAUUUCGGCGGAGAAUAUCUGGUCUUAGUCGGUAUUGUCUAUAAUAUCAAUGAUUGGGCGCAAUUAAUCCGGAGAUGGAAAAGCAAGCAGGCCUACCAGAAUUUGAAAUUUAUUGCCACAACGGUACCCACAGGAGUCUCUAUCAUGUUUGAGCAUGCUAUGCAACAAUUUGAUUUCGUAGAGUGGGAUGGGCAGCGAAGACCGCGGACUGUCACGUUGGAUCCAAAAAUCAUCAAUCUCCUAUCAAACGCUUUUGAAAAUAUUGACUGCUCCAAGUGGAUGGACAUCCAGCAGGACGGGGACGGCAAAUGGGCUUCAAUUAUGUUGUCGGAGACUUCUAUCCGGUUUCUAGUCUGGGAUUGA
This is a messenger RNA of Caenorhabditis remanei, 1062 nucleotides long. RefSeq lists its product as uncharacterized. Gene Ontology annotation, biological process: embryo development. The record is from RefSeq and is a predicted model, not a curated record. The transcript has 3 exons. The coding region runs from base 1 to 1062 and encodes 353 amino acids. Lineage: Eukaryota; Metazoa; Nematoda; Chromadorea; Rhabditida; Rhabditidae.